AUAGUGCAGCAAGCUGAAGUGAGAGCUGAAAUGAGGGUGGAGAGGCGGCGUGGCUUUCCUUUCCUACCAUCCUUUGCUUUUCCUUCGGCCCUGUGGAAGCACUCAUCCACACCACUGCACUGAACCCUUUUCACUCUGUCACUGCACUUGAUCUCUCUUUCUCCUUACAUCUAUCUAUCUUGCUUGAUGAAUAGGUCAAGCACCACAAACCAGUAGACCCUCUCAGUAAAGACCAGUGAAAUCAAUUGCUUAGAUUGUAGAACUGCUAAGAGAGAUCAUCCUACUCAAGCAAUGCAGUAGUCUAUUUAAAUAUAUUACCUCACCUCACCCCUCCCCACCCCCACCACCACCCAGUGUCUGGCUCUGUCCCACAGGCUCCCACAGGCAAUGAGGAGGGCCAGGGGGUUUAUCUCUUUCUAGACUUUCUCUUCUCCACCUUGUGUCUUCAUGUUUUGGGGGUCCUCUAGUGCCCCCGCCCUCUGUCAACCCCCCCGCACCCGCUGCCACCACGGCCGGCCAUCCCAGUCGCCUCGUUGCCAUGCCGACAGAGACACUGGCUCCAGCCCUGCCAGAUAGCAAGGCCGCUGGCCCCGCAACACCCUUCAGUUCCACCGUACCCCUCCGUAUCCUCAAUAAGGGCCCUGAGUACUUCAGGAGACAGGUGGAACCUAACCCUAAGCGCCUCAGUGCUGUUGAGAGACUAGAAGCUGACAAGGCCAAGUAUGUCAAGAGUCAGGAAGUUAUCAAUGCCAAACAAGAGCCAAUCAAACCACCUGUGCUGGCCAAGCCUCCCGUCGGUCACACCCUCCUGUCCAAGAGAGGCCCUGGGACUGGUGGAGGAGGAGGAAAUGGAGGCGGGUUACCUUUCAAAGCAUCCAAUAACAACGCCAAGGCAGACACAUGUGCAACAAGCAGCGGCGGCAGCAAACGGGACAAUUUAAACCUGGAGAUUCUAAAAAAUCUGCUAAACUCUUCGUCCUCUUCGGGAGCAGGAUCUGAAGGUCUAAGAGGUGGAGCUAAGAGUGCUGUGCUGAUGAGGUCAUCAGGGGGAAUGGCUAGGAGUUGGACGCCAUCAGGGAUGCCGUUAACCUACCGCUCUACAAUGACUCUUAAUGAGCAACCAGCUGACUCAGCUCCCAGUCCGAGCACCUCGCACUCCCUCCGAUCCUUCUCCCAUUCCCUGAAGGUCCCUCCAAUCAACAGCGGGGGACGUCGCAGUCCGCAACAGGGAGGAAAUCUAAACCUUAGUAGACGAGUCCUGGACGAGAGAGCAGGUGAAGGAGGAGUUAUCGAUCGAUCUCGCUCACCACUACCGCCUCUGCUCACGUCCCACUCCUCGUCCGACCUCCUGCGACUGUGCAAUGGCAAGCCGCUCCGCACAGCCCGAUCCAGCAGCUCCUCAGCUCCACCCCUCCCCCCAAAACCCAAUCCCGCCUCCCUCCCUCCUCCCGCACUUUCCUUGUCACUGCCCCCCCCACGUCCAACUCCGUCCCCCUUACCCUGUGACAACACCACCCCUCUGUCGUUACCUUGUGAUCUGGGAGACCGUUCCAAUACUUCAACCGAUCCCAACCUGGAGCUUGAGCUUGGUUCGUCUGUUGUUCGUCGCUCCUCGCUACACAGAUCUAAAUCAGACCUGUCAGACCGGUACGCCCGGGCUGGAGCUGACGUGGAACGCUUUUUUAACUACUGCGGCCUUGACCCCGAGGAGCUGGAGGCAGUAGGUCCAGAGAACUUUGCACGGGCCAACUCGGAUAUCGUCAGCCUGAACUUCAGAUCAGCCUCUAUGAUCUCUUCCGACUGCGACCGGUCGCGGCGAUCUUCCAACGAUGCACUGUCAGACGGGGACGAAGACGAGGAAGAGGAGGCUGGAGAGCGUGUGCCAUAUGGCAUCUCAGCUGUGGAGCGAAAUGCGAGAGUCAUUAAGUGGCUGUACAGCAUCAAACAGGCGAGAGAAACACAAAAAGUCUCACAUGUUUAGGACAAACACUACAGUGGAUUAGAUGUACUGUAAACUAUAGACAAACCGCCCCAUGUUUCAGAAAUGAUACAAGGACCAGAAUUCCUCACAGGUUUAGAGGCCAUGAUCUUGGGGCUGAACUGAAAUAUUGUCAAAAUGUAUAGAUGGAUGAAUGAGUGGAUGGAAGCAAAAUUCUGACAGGUCUGACAUAAACUAGGUAAGAAGACACAAUUUUGUUUAGAAAUUAAAGACGUGAUGAGGAAAAGGACUCCCCAGGCUUAGAACAACACGAACACUAAGAACAUAAAGGAAUAAAACUUCCUAUCAUAUGAACAAAAUGUUUAGUCUGGAGAGACAAGCAACCAUGGGACCUGUAUGAAAACAAAUAAGUUGAUUAAAUGUUUCUCUAUGGACACUGUAUAACUCUGGCAGACAAAGUCUGUCAAUUUGGUUGAGCAGCAAGAGCGAAAUGCACUAUGAUUGUCUAAGGACCCAUAAAGUGACCACCUCACUACAAAGGGUUAUAGGCCUUUCUCACAGAGAACAUUUUGGCUUGUCAAACACAGGUUUGACCAACAUUCCAUUUAGGACUGGUAGCCUGGUUUCAGAAAUCUGAAUCAUCAACUACAUCUCUGGGUUUGUGCUGGUUCACAGGUGUUUCCUCAGUAGGAUACAGCUGACUAAUCAAAGCAGUUGGUAGGCAUGAUAUGAAAAUUUCCCACACAACUCACAAUUCACAAUUAACUCACAAUUAAUCCUGGCCAAAAUAAUUGCGUAUAUUAUCCCAAUAAUCACCAAAAAAAAACUGCACUAAAACAUGCUGGAAUCACUUUACAUUUUGUUAAGAAGUAAAUAUUUUUUGUAAACAAAACUCCCCAUUCUCUGACAGUCAGGUGCUGGUAGGUCGCAGGGCCAUGUACUAAGAAAUUAGAUCAGUUACAGAUCAAAUAUUUAGGUUGUCAGAGAUCGACUCUUUGGCAGCGGUUCGUUGGUAUUUGAAAGUUAUGGUAAUUCAGUCUGAUUAUCAGUCUUUCAGUAUUUUAAUGUGUUAGCUCCAGGCUUUUGGCAGUGUUCAUCCUGGCUCAUGCUUACCAGUUCUGCCUGUGCUUUUCUUGCAAUGACAAGUCAAACUGCACACAUUGAGAAAGGCCUAUGUCACAGUGUUGAUGUCUUAGUUUAAACAACAGGUCCUGACAUCUUUGCAAAACAGAUACUGAACUCUAUCUGUCAAAAAAUCACUUGGAAAGUCAGUGAUGCUGGUACACUGUGCGGCUGUAAAGUCAGCUCAGUGAAGUAACUUGACAUUUGUUAUAGGAAUAAUCAGUUCAGCGCUAACUUAAUGGGUCACAAAGAUGAGGUUAUUAAUGCAUCAAGGUGUAAACUAUGACACUGCAAAAUGUUAGCAAACUCAUGAAACUAAGCUAGCUUUCCCUGAGCUUUAGCUGUUGUUAAGCUAGAUAUUGUAAUUGCUAAAUGAAGGCCUUGGAAUGUGUGAAGAUUGACGAAGGAAACAGAAGACAUUGGUACGGUGAUUUGGACAGAUACACACACAAUAUAAAAUAUAAUCUCUCAAGCAUACUUAUCCAUGCAGCAUUAAGGCUACACUAUCAUAUCAUUAACAAAUCAACUACUUGUUCAUGUAACCCAACAAAACAUUUCACCAGAGAGUUGUAUUGUCCUGUGAUGGGUUAUUCAGAGGCUGCUCCACAACAAAUCGUGACUACUUGUAAUUUGGGUCAAAUGGUUGAAUGUAAGGCUUAAUGUAUCACUACUGGUGCUGUCUAUGGGUGCCUUUACACCUGACUUUUUUGGUUGAAUUUAAAUGAACUCUGGUGCAUUUACCUGUUUAAUUUGGUCUUGUUUAGGCUGAACGUCAUUCAAACUAGGACCAACUGCAGACCAAAGACUGCUUAAGAAGUCUUGGUCAAUUUCCAACCACAAACAAAAAGGAGUUCGGUCUAGACCUGCUCUAUUUGAAAAGUAUCCUGAGAUAACUUCUGUUAUGAAUUGGCGCUAUACAAAUUAAAAAAAUUAAAUUAAAUUGAAUUGAAACUGUUUGUGGUGCAAACAUGAAUACAUCAAUUAAUACGUAAAUACGUAAAAAAAAAUUAACAGCUGGUAUUUGAAACAGCUAUUUUGAAAUUGCAGAGUAGAUUUUAAUUGUAUUAGUAAUCAUGAUUUAGCAAGCUAACUCUUAAGGGACAGCUCAAAAUCAACCUAAUAAACAACCUAAUAAUGAACCUUGUGGUGCUCAAAGCGCCAAAAAAAUACAUUUGAAAAACUAAACAGCAAUGUCUUUUUCCAGAAAUCAUGACCCAGUUACUCAAGAUAAUCCACAGACCUUGUUGUGAGCAUUUUCAUGUAGG
Messenger RNA from Morone saxatilis (striped sea-bass), 4326 nucleotides. It is a transcript of the gene fam110b, whose product is annotated as family with sequence similarity 110 member B. The record is from RefSeq and is a predicted model, not a curated record. NCBI's taxonomy places the organism in Eukaryota, Metazoa, Chordata, Actinopteri, Moronidae.